GGGCUCUCUCAGAGAACCUGGCCACUCCCUGUCCAAUGGCGGAAGAACCCUAUUCUGUGAUCAUUCCCCAUUCAGUCCUGUUUCAUGAAGUAUGACUAUGAAUCAGCGGGUCUGGCCGCAGCUGUGGAGGGACAUGGACAGUGGACAUUUUGUGUUAACCAGCUUUUCCCUUCACAUCUGCCGCCUGGCCCGCCGAUUUCCUCUAGAAGUUUUGUUUUACCCAGUGACUGGUGAAGGUUUGUGCUGAGCAGCUUCCCUCGGGCUUUGAGGUUUCCCUCGAGGUUCCUGAAAUCUCCGCUCGUUGGAUUUGAUGCAACUCUGCUGGAAGCGGUUUGGCUCCGCUUCCUCGCGCGAUCAGUCGACUCUCCGCUGCGUCCACAGUCCAUUUCUGAAGAAGGAUUUUCAGCUAUUGGCUGCACCUGUAAUAACCCUGUUUACCUCAAUCCGCGUCUGUGAGUCUAACUCCACCCUCAGCACUUCACUGACUAACGAUCAGGGUUCAGUCGAUGCGAGGAGUCGUCGCAAUGGAGAGUUGGACCGGACCGGUGUCGCUCCUUGUCACCGCGUUCUCUCUCUGCUCUGUCGCGGGAAGCCAGACAGGCUCACACAGCUUGAUGUAUUUCUACCUCCAAUCCAUCAACAUUACUGAACUGCCAGCCUUCUUCAGGAUUGGGAUGUUGGAUGACUUGCAGAUUGACUACUAUGACAGCACCCUCCGUGAAGUAGAAAUCAAGCGCCAGUGGAUUGCAGAUGGCUUAUUGACUGACUACCAGAAAGAACAGAAAGAAAUAACCGACAGCCUUCAUGAGUUCCUCUCGUCACAUCUGCAGCAAUUCACCUCACUCUUUAGCUUCAGCUACAUACAGGGACUCUGGGGCUGCACACAAUCUGGAAGUAUGUUCAAUGCGAUUCUAAGAUUCAACAUCCCGGAUCUCGGAGAGGUCAGCUGUGAUAUCAACGAAGAGAAAUGCACUGGCACUGGUGUCCUAGCAGCGUUCAAUAAUCAAUUGAAUCAACUCAAUUUCACUGUCGUGACUGCGUUCAAGAUUAACUGCAUUCAGUCCUUGCAAAGAGCAGUUCAGCUUGGAAAAGAAACAUUUGAAAGGCAAGUUGCUCCAGAGGCUCAGGUGUCGACAAGGAGGCCAACAGCUACUGCAGGCGAGAGUCUCUCAUGCAUCAUCACUCCAUUCUACCCCCGUGCUAUCAAGGCCUCGUGGUUGAAGAAUGGGCAGGUUGUUUCUGAGGGCUACAAGGUGACCGUGCUACCGAACUUCAAUGAUACAUACUGGAUGGAACUAGUCAUUGAGCUGCAGGGCAACAACCCAAACAUCUAUGCCUGUCGCGUCGAGCACAGCAGCCUGACACAGGCACUGGUGGUGAAGGGAGGAGUUGGUGAGCCCCAUUGUGCAGGUCCCAUGUUGGGGAUGAUGACUGUGUUUGCGAUAAUCUUUGGAGUGAUGUAGAGGUGCAGUAAGGAGAGAACCAAGGCAUCACUGGAGGUGAGCAUUUGGCUCUAACUCAACCACAGUUCUGACCACAGGGUGGAGCCUCAAACAGGUUUUGUGAUGAGUGACUGCACACCUCAGCAAGCUUAAUCACAAUCAGAUUUAAUAUCACUGGCAUAGGUGUUGAGAUUUGUUAAAUUUACAACAGCAGUACAAUGAAAUUAAAAUGAAAUUAACAAUAAAUAAACAUCAAGGAAAA
Molecule: messenger RNA, 1704 nt
Organism: Hypanus sabinus (Atlantic stingray)
Lineage: Eukaryota; Metazoa; Chordata; Chondrichthyes; Myliobatiformes; Dasyatidae
Product: major histocompatibility complex class I-related gene protein-like
Exons: 6
Coding region: 507-1463 (318 amino acids)
Source: RefSeq, a predicted model, not a curated record